Sesamum indicum (sesame) is the source of this 604-nucleotide messenger RNA. RefSeq names its product large ribosomal subunit protein P2y. Gene Ontology annotation, cellular component: ribosome; cytosolic large ribosomal subunit. Gene Ontology annotation, molecular function: structural constituent of ribosome. NCBI's taxonomy places the organism in Eukaryota, Viridiplantae, Streptophyta, Magnoliopsida, Lamiales, Pedaliaceae. Gene Ontology annotation, biological process: cytoplasmic translational elongation. The record is from RefSeq and is a predicted model, not a curated record.
UCUUAUAUAGCCCAAUCAGGAGUCCUCCGCAUAACUUCUCAGUAAAACCCUAGCAGCAGCUGCAUUUUCAGAGAUCCAUUGCCGUCAAAUCUCCCAAAGAUGAAGGUUGUCGCAGCAUACUUGUUGGCUGUUUUGGGUGGCAACACCAGCCCCUCCGCCGAUAAUUUGAAGGAUAUCCUCAGCUCAGUUGGGGCUGAGGCUGAUGAUGACAGGAUUGAGUUGCUAUUGUCUCAAGUUAAGGGCAAAGACAUCACUGAGUUGAUUGCCGCUGGAAGAGAAAAAUUAGCUUCCGUUCCUGCUGGUGGUGGUGCAGUGGCUGUUGCUGCACCUGCUGGUGGUGCAGGUGGUGGUGCUGCAGCUGCUGCCCCUGCUGAGACAAAGAAAGAAGAGAAAGUUGAAGAGAAAGAGGAGUCCGAUGAUGACAUGGGCUUCAGUCUCUUUGACUAAGAAACUGGAAAUGUGGCGGAACAUGUAUCAACAAUUUUCUAUUCUUCAGUUUAUUUUAAUAGAGAAUUUUUCUAUGUUAAUUUUGGAUCUGGAAUUUUGUCAUCUAAACAAGUUGAGGAAGACAAUGAAGAUAUAGUAUUAUUUCUUCUGAGUUUCA